AUCGGCCCCCGGGUCCCAGUACCUCGCAACCUCUCUCAGCUUGCCUCAGCAUCUCUUCUCUCGCCUCUCCGGAAAAAAAACAACCGACACCACCAGAAAAUGGCCUUCUCCGGAAAAUGGGAACUUGAGUCCCAGGAGGGAUACGAUGCAUUCUGCAAGUUGGUUGGUAUUCCUGACGACAUCAUCCAGAAGGGCCGCGACUUCAAGACGGUGACUGAGGUCGUCCAGAGCGGGAAUGACUUCACCUGGACGCAGCAUUACCCUUCCAACGCCAAGGUCACCAACAACUUUACCAUUGGCAAGGAGUGCGACAUGCACACCAUCGGAGGAAAGAGCUUCAAGGCCACCGUGAACAUGGAUGGAGGCAAGCUGACCGUGAGCUUCCCCAACUACCACCAAGUCAAUGAGGUCAGCGGGGACAAGCUCAUCGAGACCUCCACCGCUGGCUCUGUGGUCCUGAAGAGAAUCAGCAAGAAGAUCUGAACCCCAACCGACUUAACAUUUAGUACAGUUGAGAUGGAGCUGAAAGCUGUCAAAACGAGCAAUAAAUUAAGAGUCUUAAGA
Messenger RNA from Gambusia affinis (western mosquitofish), 564 nucleotides. Its product is annotated as gastrotropin-like. The record is from RefSeq and is a predicted model, not a curated record. The transcript has 4 exons. Gene Ontology annotation, molecular function: fatty acid binding. Gene Ontology annotation, biological process: fatty acid transport. Gene Ontology annotation, cellular component: nucleus; cytosol. Bases 100 to 483 code for a protein of 127 amino acids. Lineage: Eukaryota; Metazoa; Chordata; Actinopteri; Cyprinodontiformes; Poeciliidae.